AUGAGGAGGACACUACUGUGGACGGCCUGUCUGGGCCUGGCCUGUAUUGCAGCUGUCACCCAUGCUGCACCGCUACAGGUGAUGUCUGCCCCCAACCUACUGCGUGUGGGAACAGCAGAAAAAAUCUUUGUUGAGUGCCAAGACUGUGCUGGGAGAUCUCCAAUGAAUGUUAGAAUCUCUGUCUGGAACUAUCCAACAAAAAACAGUAAACUUAAAGACACAACUGUUGAACUUCAUACUGGCAACAAAUACCAGGCUAUUGGAGAACUUGUGAUUCCCCCGAACACUUUUGACAAGGGUCCAACAGUGAAACAGUAUGUGUACCUGAUAGCAGAGUUCCCGGGCACCACUUUGGAAAAGGUGGUGUUGGUCUCUUUCCAGUCUGGAUAUAUGUUCAUCCAAACAGACAAGACUCUUUACACCCCAGAUAGUGCAGUUUAUUUCAGAAUUUUUGCCCUGACGCCCGGUAUGAAACCGAUCGGAAGAGAUGAGACCACAGGGACCUCAGCCUCUAUAGCAGUGGAGAUAGUGACGCCUGAGAGUGUGGUCAUCCCACUGGAUCCUGUCUCACUCAAAGCCGGGAUGUACUCUGGAAUAUAUCAACUUGGUGAAAUCGUCAGUAUUGGCCAAUGGAAAGUUGUCACCCGCUUUCAAAGCAAUCCACAACAGACUUACUCAGCAGAGUUUGAGGUUAAAAGAUACGUGCUGCCCAGUUAUGAAGUGAAGGUGACAUCGAAAAUGUCUUUCUACUAUUAUGACACAGAGUCGUUCCCUGUCAAAAUCAAAGCAACAUACUUGUUUGGAAAAGAAGUCACAGGUAUGGCCUAUGUUGUGUUUGGAGUCAUGAAAAAUGGAGACCGAAAAGUCUUUCCUUCCUCAUUGCAAAGAAUACCGAUUAUAAAUGGUAAUGGUGAUGCCACACUGGUGAAGCAACACAUUCUGAAUACUUUCCCAAACACUGGGGAUCUGGUUGGAGGAUCUUUAUUUGCGACAGCCAUGGUGCACACAGAGAGCGGAAGUGAAAUGGUUGAGGGGGAAUUAAGAAAUUUGCUAAUUGUUAAAUCACCUUACUUCAUCAACUUUGAUAAAACACCUAAAUAUUUCAAACCUGGAAUGACAUAUGACGUCACGAUCACUGUCACAAACCCUGACGGCAGCCCAGCAGGGGGGGUCACGGUCGUCCUACAGCCACGUGGUAACACAGAGCCGGAUGAAAACCGCCAGGGUCCGACUCAGGACAAUGGCAGGGUCAGCCUCACCGUCAACACCAGGGCCUCUGACUCAAGCCUGACUCUCAUUGCAAUGACCAGUGAUUCUAGAUUCCCCGGUGAAAGGCAGACAACAGCAUCCAUGGUGGCUAAAGCACAUGAGACAGAAAGCAGAAAUUACAUUCACAUAAGUGUGUUGUCAGUAGACUUGAAGUUAGGGUCGAGCUUCAAGUUCUCUCUAAAUCUGAACAACCCAGACAAUCAAUAUGAAAUCACAUAUCUGAUCGUGAGUCGAGGCCAACUGGUCCAUUCUGGGAGACAGUUUUCUAACGGUCAAACAACUGUGGUGGUCCACAUCGAAGUGACAAAAAUGAUGCUGCCAUCAUUUCGACUCAUCGUUUACUACCACCCCACUCCGACUGAGGUGGUGUCCGACUCUGUUUGGGUGGAUGUUGAUGACUCGUGUAUGGGCACGCUGAAGCUAGAACCAAAGUCAAAUGCCCUAUCGUACGAGCCGCGGAAAACGUUUCGUCUGAAGGUCACUGGAGACCCUGGAGCCACUGUGGGAUUGGUGGCUGUGGACAAAGGUGUUUAUGUCCUGAACAAUAAGCACAUCCUGACCCAGAAAAAGGUGUGGGACAUUGUUGAGGAGGCCGACACCGGCUGCACUCCAGGUGGAGGGAAAAACAGCAUGGGAGUGUUUUUUGAUGCAGGGCUCAUGUUUCAAACUGAUACAGCGACUGGGACUUCUGAAAGACAAGAUGUGAAAUGCUCUGCUCCUGCUCGAAAAAAGCGUGCCGGCACUUUGUUUGAUGCAAUAACCACUCUUGCAAGUCAAUUUAAGGACCCCCUGGAGCGCGAGUGUUGUUCGGAUGGAAUGAAGACCACACCUCUGUCAUACUCGUGUGCCACGCGUACGCUGUACAUCACUGAUGGUGAUUCCUGUAAGAACGCCUUCAAAAAAUGCUGCGAAGAGCUGGCCAAGCAGAGGGGCGAACUCAAGCAGAACAACCUCCUUCUGGCCCGCAGUGAGACGGACUCCAGUUACAUGGACAGCAGUGAAAUUACUACUCGAACUAAAUUCCCAGAAAGCUGGCAGUGGGUGACUUUCCAACUUCCAGCUCAGUGUAGUGGAAAUCCAACUUGUGAAUCAGAACUGCAGAUUCCCCUGAAAGAUUCCAUCACAACUUGGGUGUUUACCGGCAUUAGUAUAUCAGAAAACACUGGUAUCUGUGUUGGAAAACCUUUGGAUGUGGUUGCAUUCAAACAGUUUUUCAUAGAUCUCAAGCUCCCAUAUUCUGCAGUGGUUGGAGAACAGAUAGAAGUCAGGGCAAUCAUACACAACUACAUUGAUGAUGAAAUUACAGUGAAAAUUGAGCUUGCAGAAAAUCCAAAUAUUUGCAGUGCAGCAUCAAAACGUGGCACUCAUUCUCAAACGGUUACCGUGGGACCUGUUACCACUCGAGCUGUACCGUUUGUUGUUAUUCCUAUGAAUGAAGGCGAAUUACCCAUUCAAGUCAAAGGUUAUGUGAAAGACUCGUGGCACGGCGAUGGGAUUAUGAAAAAACUACGAGUUGUGCCAAAAGGUGUUCUCACCAUAAUAAAUAAGGUUGUCUCCAUAAACCCAGAAGGUAGAACACAAGAAGAGGUAAUCAACAGUGCGAUUAUAAAAUCCGAAAUGGUUCCAAAUACUCCCUCAAGCACCAAAGUGUUUGUGUCAGGCAGAGAGCAGGUGACUCCGCUUGUGGAGAGUGUGAUUGGCGGGACCUCGAUGGGCAGCAUGAUCGUCAAGCCCAUGGGCUGUGGAGAGCAGAACAUGAUCUUCAUGACCAAGCCUGUCAUUGCCACUACUUAUUUGGACAAUACCAAUCAAUGGGAAGCAGUGGGUCUGGGGAAGCGCAGUGAGGCAAUCGAGAAUAUUAAACUUGGCUUUCAAAAUGAAAUGAAGUAUGCCAAAGCUGAUGGAUCAUUUGCUGUAUGGACUCAUGAAAAGAGUAGCACUUGGCUAACUGCCUAUGUCGUCAAAGUAUUUUCCAUGGCCAACAAGUUGGUUACAAUAGAAAACAAUGCAAUCUGUAACGCCGUGAAGUUUUUGAUCCUUCGAUCUCGGCAGCCUAAUGGCGUGUUCGUAGAGAUUGGGCCAAUCUACCACAGGGAGAUGACCGGUGAUGUUCUGGGAAGAGAAUCGGAUGCCACCCUGACAGCCUUCACUCUCAUUGCGAUGCAGGAGUCCAGUCAAAUAUGUGAAGCCACAGUGACUAGUUUAGCUAGUACUAUGGCCAAGUCUGUGGAAUACCUGGAGAACCGACUUCCUUCUCUUACCAACCCAUAUGCAGUUGCUAUUACAUCAUAUGCUCUGGCCAAUGCACAGAAAUUCAGAAAAGAUAUUCUGUUCAAUUUCUCUCCAGAGAUGGACCACUGGGUUUCACCUCAGGGACACGUGUUCUCUCUGGAAGCAACAGCCUAUGCUCUUUUAGCUCUAGUGAAGGGUGGAUUCCUGGAGGAGGCUCGACCCAUUGUGAGAUGGUUCACAAAGCAGCAGAAGCAGGGAGGUGGAUAUGGAUCAACACAGGCUACAAUAAUGGUUUACCAGGCAGUGUCUGAGUACUGGAGUAUGGCCAAAGUGCCAGACUAUAGUCUGGAUGUGGAGUUGACGGUCCCAGGGCGUUCUGCUCCGUACAGUUUCAGGUUCAACAGAGGAAACCAGCACACCACCAGGACCUCCAAGAACUUUGAUAUAAAUGAAAAUGUGCAACUGAAAGCCACAGGAACAGGCGAAGCAACUCUAACUCUGCUCACACAAUAUUAUGCUGUACCUAAAGAUACUGUGAGCGAUUGCAGAAGCUUUAAUCUCUCACUGGACUUCAGUCUCGAUAAGGUUGACGAGACUGAGGGAGAUAUUUACAAGCUGAUAAUUAAUUUUUUCUUCAAGAACAAGGAAGAAGAUGCGUCCAUGUCGAUCUUGGAUAUUUCUUUGCUAACUGGUUUCAUGCCUAUAUCUGAAGACUUGGAUGCAAUGAGUUCCGGUCGCGCGCCUGCCUUUUCCAACUGGGAGUUUAACAAGGCUUUGUCAGAGAAAGGUUCUCUCAUUCUCUAUAUGAACAAGGUCGCUCAUGAUCGAGUAGAGGAGUUGCCUAUUAGAAUGAGACAGACUCACAAAGUGGGUGUUUUGCAGCCAGCCUCUGUGUCUAUAUAUGAAUACUAUGCCACCGCCAAUGAAAUGUCAGAACCCUCAAACAAAUCUGGAACAAAGUGUGUAAUGUAUUAUCAUCCUCAAAGAAAAGACGGUCGUAUUUUGAGGCGUUGCAAAGACGAUCAAUGUCUGUGUGCUGAAGAAAACUGCAGCAUGCAAAAGAAGGGAAAAAUCAGCAAUGCAGAGCGCAUAGCCAAGGCAUGUGAAUCAAAACUGACCAGCAAGAUAGAUUUUGUGUAUCAUGCAGUUCUGCAAGAAGCUGUGUAUGACCUGUCUUUUGACACUUACAUCAUGCGAGUUGAGUCCAUCAUCAAGGAGGGAACAUACGAUAAAAAUGCUGCCGGCCAACUGCGCAAAUUCAUUUCCUUCUCACACUGCAGAGAGAGUUUAAAUCUACAGGUACAGAAAGGAUACCUUAUAAUGGGAGCAGCCGAGGACACUCUGCAAGACCAUGGCACUCAGACAUUUGAAUAUUUGCUUGGUGAAAGGACAUGGAUAGAGUACUGGCCCAGUAGAGCAGAGUGCCAAAUGGAUGAAUACAGACCGACCUGUUUAGGCAUGGAAGCCCUGGUUGACAAGUUCCACAUCUCAGCGCUGCGAGAAGUCUCCAUGGCCAAAGUACAGGUGCUGAACGUGGGGGUACUGGACAACCCGAGCCCCUUUGGGAACCCCUUUCAGUUCGAAAUCACCUUUGAGUGCAUGGAAGAUCUGCCUGAAGAUCUGGAGUGGAAAAUCAUCUAUGUGGGAUCAGCCGAGAGCGAGGAGUAUGACCAGGUGCUGGACUCGGUGCUGGUCGGUCCUGUGCCGGCCGGCCGACACAUGUUUGUGUUUCAGGCUGACGCCCCCAACACUGGCCUCAUCCCAGAGACCGAUGCAGUCGGAGUGACUGUUGCUCUUAUCACAUGCACAUACCAUGGCCAAGAGUUCAUCCGGAUCGGCUACUAUGUGAAUAAUGAAUAUACAGAUGUUGAAUUAAGAGAAAAUCCACCUUUAAAACCAGAUUAUUCCCAGCUCCAGAGAAAUAUUUUGGCCUCCAAUCCUCGUGUGACUCGCUUCCACAUCAACUGGGAUGGUUCAGCAGACAAGAUGGAGAACAGUGAAAAUGUGGACCCUUCUCCAAAUAUAAACUGCAUGCUCCCUCCAUCAUGUGCCCCUGGAAAGGUGCAUCCACUGGGACUGAUUCCGGACAAUUCUAUGGACUGCAUGUAA
Messenger RNA from Knipowitschia caucasica, 5610 nucleotides. NCBI's taxonomy places the organism in Eukaryota, Metazoa, Chordata, Actinopteri, Gobiiformes, Gobiidae. The record is from the annotation of a GenBank genome assembly.